Molecule: messenger RNA, 1086 nt
Organism: Saprolegnia diclina VS20
Lineage: Eukaryota; Oomycota; Saprolegniomycetes; Saprolegniales; Saprolegniaceae
Exons: 1
Coding region: 1-1086 (361 amino acids)
Source: RefSeq, a predicted model, not a curated record
AUGCAGCUCCUUACUACGCUGUGCACGCUGCUCUCUCUCGCUGCCGCCGACAUCCUCGACGACCUCUUCCGUGAACACAACGCCCAGCGCAUCCAUCACAACCUCGCACCGUUCGCGUGUCUCGAUACGCAGCUCAAUGCGCUCACGGCCACCCAUGUCGCUGGCCAAAUCAUCGCCCACUCGCUCGAUCAUACCAAGCUUGCCGCGCGCUGCCACGCCAUUGGCCCGAACGCCGUCUGUGGUGAAAAUUCGGUGCGCGGCGCUGUCGCCAGCGCCAACGGCAUGGUCAUGCACUGGAUGAACUCGACCAAGCACCGCGCCAACAUUUUGAACCCGGAGUUCACCCGUGUCGGGUUCAGCGUUCAAAGAGCCAAUGCGUCCGGCGAGUGGGUCGCCACAACUCUCUUUGCAACCGGUCCUACCAACUGCAGUACGCAAACAAAGGGCGAUGGGACCAGCACCGGCCUUGCGACAACGUACGGUGGCGUCGAUGGCGUCGAUGUCAACAGCGGCAACUGCGGUCUCAUGGACUGGAUCGCGAAUGCCAAGACCUUCCAUGCAGCCAUCAACCAUGCGCAAUGGGCCUCCGGUACCAACUGCGGCCGGUGCGUGCAAGUGACGUGCGUCGACGACCGGUGUCCGUCCAAGACGCCAGUGCUCGGCCAGGUCUCGGACCAAUGCCACGGCUGCGCGGAUGGGAGCUUGGACCUGACAUUGCCGUUUUUCCAAAAAGUGACGGGCGCGACCACCGACUCGUUUGCGAUCGCGUGGCGCUUUGUCGACUGCCCUGUCUCUGGCAACCUUAAGGUCUGUGCCAAGGCGGGCAGUAACCCGUACUGGCUCGCGCUCCAGCCCGCCAAUGCGCGCCAUGGUGUGGCAAAAAUGAGCAUCAACGGCGCCGCCAGCGACCUCUUCUCGACGAGCUCCAACUAUUUUUUCAUGGCCAAAGGCCACAUUGACUUGAAUGUCGCCAAGGUCGAAAUGACGUCAAUCGCGGGGGAAACGAUCGCGGCGACAGUCUCGCUCACCGCCGGUCAGUGCACCGAGCUGCCGCACCAGUUUCAAGCAUCCUACAACCGCGCCUAG